Messenger RNA from Phytophthora megakarya, 354 nucleotides. The record is from the annotation of a GenBank genome assembly. NCBI's taxonomy places the organism in Eukaryota, Oomycota, Peronosporomycetes, Peronosporales, Peronosporaceae.
AUGUUCCUUGACUUUGACAGCAUGGAACGCUGUUUGGUCUUGGACCUUGAUCAGAAGUAUGAACUCAUCCUUGCACCACGAGCCAUGGAGCGACUGGAGAUCGAAACAUUAGGUGCUACGCUCUUCUCUCCUGGUGGAGCUUUGGUGUCCAUCGUGUUGAGAGCUACGGCUCCACGUGACUGCAGUGAGCAGUUGUACGCACUCGUGAAUGGAGUUACGGGUGAAGUUGAUGGCAAUAUCAGUUUGUACACUUUGCCGUCUUGUAAUGAUCUGUUAGAGCUGGACGAGAUGUCCUUGACUGAUUUUGGUGAUGGCCUAAAGGCUGGCGAUUUAGCCGAAUUGGUCAUGAUUUGA